This is a messenger RNA of Uncinocarpus reesii 1704, 2169 nucleotides long. RefSeq lists its product as uncharacterized. Bases 1 to 2169 code for a protein of 722 amino acids. Lineage: Eukaryota; Fungi; Ascomycota; Eurotiomycetes; Onygenales; Onygenaceae. The transcript is spliced from 3 exons. The record is from RefSeq and is a predicted model, not a curated record.
AUGGCUGAUAUAUUCCUCAUCAACCCCAAGAAAGAUUCCGAAUUCAAAGCUGGGAAAAAUGGCAUUACAUUUCCCAAUUCCUUUCCUAUUCAAACUGCUCGAAAAUAUAUCGCACUGCAAUUCCCAAACCUUGAAGAGCGCCAGUUGAAUCUUUACGCUACGCUUCUUAACGAGUGCUACUUCAACUACGACCAUGGCCGCACUGCUGAACCUCCCUAUGCUCGAUGGAUCAUUUUUAUCCGAUGGGUGCAACAUGCUCACGGCCUCACCGGUGACAAUCGAAUCAUCAACGGAGUGGACCAAUGGAAUAUGAAGAAUUUCGCCAAGUAUUACAAUAAAUAUGUCAAAUUUUUCUUUCGCAUACCGAAGAAAACCGGCGAGCUGGGCUCUGCAAAUAUCGGGGAUGGCGAAGAUGACUCCCCAGUGCCGCUGAACCCAGCUAUCGACGACGGCGAUGUUGAUGAUGAUGGAAUCCUUGACGAGCAUGUCGAUUUUCUCAAUGACAUAGAUGAUGACGACUUCGGUGACGAGGAUGAUACUGGCGGUUCGGGUACUUGGGUUGGUGGCAAUAGUGGAACAGCAAAAGGUCGCCUGCCACCGAAUACCCAGAGCGGAUUUGGAGGGGUUGAUGUGUCCUGCGCGGUUUUCGACCCCUCUGCCGUGAGGACCAAUCUCUUCAGAUUUCCUAUCGAUGACGGGACUGCCUGGACAGACGUGGGUAGUGGCCCCAGUGGAGACUCUACUUACACUGUCCCAGGUUAUAUGACCUUCAGCUGGGCUUCCACUUCUACGUCUAUGACGAUAGCCGGCGAAACAAAAACAAAAUUUAUCCAAGAGCUCUCGAGAACUCUCAAUGUCGGUGCUGAUUUUGCUGGGUUUGGUGGUGAAUUCAGCCGUACAUACGAUGAUUCCUCGAAAGUAGAAACGUGGAAGAAAUACAUGGCCACAUACCAUCAGACGCUGAUUUACCGGUUGGGUUUCAAGGACAUUGACCAAGCAAAGACCUACCUUACGGAAACAGCCACAGAGGCGUUUAAGUCCUGGUCAGCGGAAAAAAUUAUCCAUACGUUUGGUACGCACUACAUGAUAUCGGCCACCUUUGGUGGUAUUCGGAUUACGUCGUCCUCUCUUGAUGCAUCCUUUUCUGGCCCCGAAACGGAACUUGAUGCGAAUGCGAAAAACAGUAGCAAGGACCAAACCGUCCAACAGAUUAUGAGUAAGAUGGAGCUUGUACGCACUCGCACCAUCGGCGGUGUGGCAGAUGAUAGCAAUGUCCAGGCGUGGCGGAACUCCCUCUAUUCAAAUCCGGUUGUUGUCGAUUAUGAUAUUCGGCCCAUUUGGGAGCUGAUCGACGACCAGAAUCUGGCCGGGCAAGUGAAAACCCAGGUUAACGCCCUACUGACUGCAGCUCAGCCAUAUGAUCCUUGCGAGAUAAUGGCAAUGUACGUCCCAAUAAAGAAGUACGCCGAUGAUCGGGGUAGUGGGGCCAACUAUGACCUUACUCUGGCUGUACCUGAUGUUCCUGAAGGCUGGCUUGAGCUAUGCCAGUACUCCCAGACCGGCAAAUGGAAUGACACAUUCAACGGCGCCAAUAACAAAGGAAUUGCUAUUCGGAUCAAUCCUAACAGAACCGUUGAUAGAGAUGGCGACGGUAAAAUCGAUGGAAAUCAACCGCCUGCAGUGAUGGGAGCUACAGGCCUUGACGUUCUCUGGCAGCAUUGGAGGUCUGACAGAAACUUUGCAGUGUACCGUCUCAGAGGGCCAAGUGCCGACUACGCGGCUAUUGGAGAUAUCUUUGAGAACCAGUGUGACCCUAACGCAGUUCAGCGCAGGCGCUAUGCCGUACUUCACAGUCGCGUGCUGAAUAAAUGCAGCGUGAAUACCGGCAAUGCAAAUGAUGGCCUUCGGCUCAUGUGGAGUGACCAAGGUUCGGGUGCCGGAGGCAAUGUGGUCCUGGUUGCGCCGCCACCAGGCUCAUGCCAACUUCUGGACGAGAACGGUAAUGUGAAGGAUCUGCCCGUAUUCGUGAAUGAUCCAGCAACUGGGAUGGGGUAUCCGUUUUACGGCUGCACUGUCGGAGACUAUGAUGAUGCAUUUGGAAUCAUCGCAAGUAUGCUGGACUGGUCAAAGGUCAAGUGGCUGGAGUCUGAAUGGCUUGGUGCCCCUUGA